Xyrauchen texanus (razorback sucker) is the source of this 1708-nucleotide messenger RNA. It is a transcript of the gene rassf8a, whose product is annotated as ras association domain-containing protein 8. The record is from RefSeq and is a predicted model, not a curated record. Gene Ontology annotation, biological process: signal transduction. Lineage: Eukaryota; Metazoa; Chordata; Actinopteri; Cypriniformes; Catostomidae.
CGUCUUGGAUGGACUGACUGCUGCACUGCGUGAAAACUUUUUCCUGUGGGGCGGUAGGCUCUGUACGGAUGAAAUCCGCGCAUUUCCUAGGACUAAACGAAAGACUAGUUUAUAGUUAACCAAGCUUUAUUGAGAAUUUGAAAACAAAUGGGAAUGCUACUAGCAUAUUAAAACAAACUUUAGGCAAUGUAACGUCCGCGCGAGCGAAAGUGGACAAAUUGACCGUUUUGCUACAUUAAGACAUAAAGAAUUGCUGUAUGGGUUUGACAUCUUUAGCGCUGGACCCCUGGAGCAAGGAGGAAUGAUGUAGCAGACCAGCAGCCCCAGGCCCUAGAGAGUUUGACCCAGGAUGGAGCUGAAAGUAUGGGUAGAUGGAGUUCAGCGUGUGGUCUGUGGUGUCACAGAGGCCACCACCUGCCAGGAAGUGGUCAUUGCUCUGGCUCAAGCCAUUGGUCGCACAGGGCGCUAUACACUGAUCGAAAAAUGGAGGGACACUGAACGGCAUCUCUUUCCUCACGAGAGUCCGGUCACCUCUCUAAACACUUGGGGGCAAUAUGCUGGCGAUGUGCAGUUUAUCAUGCACCGCACAGGCCCCUCUCUGAAUGAGUACCCCCAGCCGAGGUCUGACACUCGGGGCCCAGAGCGUGGUUUGCAUCGGCAGAGCCUUCCAUUGAUGGCCAAGCUCCGAGCUCCUGGCGACCACUCCCUCCACCGGCGUGAGCCACGGCGCAAAUCUCUUACCUUCACGGGUGUGCCCCGCAGCCUCCGGGACAUCCUUAGUGGAGGCAGACUCAGCAACAGUAAGGCCAAAUACCGGGUGGUUGUAAUGAACAGUGGCCACAAUACGCAAUCAAUGUCCCCUCGGUUAUCAGGCAACCGAAUAGAGGAUCUUACCCAACUGGUGAAGCUUCAAAGGGAGACUCUUACAGUUUUAGACAGCAGGAUCGAGGCAUAUGAGACAGAGCUUCAGAUGUUGAAUGAGAAAAGAGUUGGAGUAGAGGAAGGUGAUCCAUACGUGAUGGUGACAGAUGAGAUUGCAAGGUUGGAGAAGCAGGUGCGAAAGAACAAGGUUGAGAUUGAGGAGGAGGAAUUCUGGGCCACCGAGCUCCAGAUUGAGCGGGAGAGUGAGAGGCAGCUGCAGGAGCGGCUGCAGGAGUUGGGCAGUCGUUUGCACAGCUGUGAGGUGGAUUUGGAGCAGCGGCUGAUGUGUAUGCAGGGUGUUGAGGCAGGACUGGAGACUCAGCGUCAGCAUAAGGAGAUCAGAGAUACGCAGCAGGCCACCAAAGGUGAAGUGAAGGCGAGACUUCAGAGGGUGAAAGCAGAACUCAAGGCUCAGUCUCAGCACAUGGCCCAGCUUGAGAAAAGCUGUAGAGCAGUAGACCGCUCAAUGGCUGAGUCAUGCAAGAGACUGCAGGAGAGUCAGUAUGAGCUGGAACAGCUGACCAAAGAGUUGAGGCAAGUAAACCUGCAGCAGUUCAUCCGACAAACUGGCACCAAAGUCACGGUUCUUCCCGUAGAGCCCAGUGAUGAGGACACCAACAACACAACAGAUGAAAAAGAUUUUGCUUCAUUAACUGGCUCAUUGAAACGAACUGGUUUUUCUAAAUCAGUGGUUGGCAGUAUUCGUGGACUACAGAGUUCGAUAUCAUCAGCCUUAAAUCCAGAGGGCAUCUAUGUUUGAGGAUGACAAACCCCUUCGGUAGCAGGA